GAGCGGGGCGGGCGGAGUCGCGACGGGGUCUCCGUGCUCCCGGCAAAGUUCUUUACUCGCAAUCGCUCCGGCCCUGCGGGCGCAGGAGGGGCCGCCCCGCCGGCGCUCCCGGCGCGGGGAGGGAGAAGGGCCCGCGCUCGCUGAUGACCACAAAUGUUAGCGGUGGGGCAGAUGGAUGCUAAUCGCCAGAGCGCGUUCGUCCUCAGUAGUACGCCGCUGGCCGCGCUGCACAACAUGGCCGAGAUGAAGACCUCCCUCUUCCCCUACACCCUGCAGAACCCCUCCGGCUUCAAGGCACCGGCCCUGGGCGGACUCAACACGCAGCUCCCCUUGGGGACGCCGCACGGAAUAAGCGACAUCCUGGGGCGGCCGGUGGGCACCGCCAGCAACCUGCUGGGCGGGCUGCCCCGCAUCAACGGACUGGCGGCUUCGGCGGGGAUGUACUUCAACCCCGCCGCCGUCUCCCGGUACCCGAAGCCGCUGGCGGAGCUGCCGGGGAGGCCGCCCAUCUUCUGGCCUGGAGUGGUGCAGGGAUCGCCCUGGAGAGACCCCCGACUCGCCUGUCCCGCUCAGACGGGAAUGGUUUUGGACAAGGACGGCAAGAAGAAACACUCGCGACCGACUUUCUCUGGGCAGCAGAUAUUUGCUUUGGAGAAAACCUUCGAACAGACGAAAUACCUGGCAGGACCGGAACGAGCCCGUCUCGCCUACUCCCUGGGGAUGACCGAAAGCCAGGUGAAGGUCUGGUUCCAGAACAGACGGACCAAGUGGCGGAAGCGGCACGCGGCAGAGAUGGCCUCGGCAAAAAAGAAGCACGACUCGGAGACGGAGAAGCUGAAGGAGAGCUCGGACAAUGAGGAUGAUGACGAAUACAACAAGCCCCUGGACCCCAACUCAGACGACGAAAAAAUCACGAGGCUAUUGAAAAAGCACAAAUCCACGAACCUGUCCCUCGUCAGCCCCUGCAGCACCAGCUCGGACACCUUGUGAGGGUGCGGGCACUGACAGCCGCUCCCAGCCGCCGCAGUGGGUGACGGAGAUGAAUAGUACCUGGAUGUUUAAAGUGGUGUGUUGUACAGACUAAGAUGUAUGUGAAAUGUAUAUAUUUUUUACAGAAUAAGUUAUGAAAUUAUUUUCUUUCUCAUCGAUGUAUAUUUCAGAGGAAUUUUUCCAACUUCUUGGUUUUUGUUUUGUGACCUUUAAGGUUUGCCUCUCUUUUAGCCUUCUUGCUGAUUUCCUGCUCCUAACAAUCAGAUUUUGUUACAUUUUGUAUGGAUCGCCAAAUCCAAGCUCAGCCAGUUUGUAUAUAGUAAAUUUCAGAUUUUGUGAUGUAUAUUUCUAGUGUAAAAAAAAAAAAACGGCUGUUUUCUUUCACCCCCUCCCUCUAUUCAGUGUUUUGGCAGUUAGAUUUCUCCUGCCUCUGGAUUUUAUGCUUAAUAAUAUCAAAACAGAAAAAAAAAACCACGAGAGAAAAACAGACACUUAAUUUUACCUUGGGAUCAAUUAAUGUCUCCACACGGGUUGGAAAGACUUUGUAUAAAUCAAUAAAUUAUUUAACAAGC
Calidris pugnax (ruff) is the source of this 1562-nucleotide messenger RNA. It is a transcript of the gene NKX6-2, whose product is annotated as NK6 homeobox 2. The transcript is spliced from 3 exons. Gene Ontology annotation, biological process: regulation of transcription by RNA polymerase II; cell differentiation. The record is from RefSeq and is a predicted model, not a curated record. Bases 154 to 990 code for a protein of 278 amino acids. Gene Ontology annotation, molecular function: RNA polymerase II cis-regulatory region sequence-specific DNA binding; DNA-binding transcription factor activity, RNA polymerase II-specific. NCBI's taxonomy places the organism in Eukaryota, Metazoa, Chordata, Aves, Charadriiformes, Scolopacidae. Gene Ontology annotation, cellular component: nucleus.